Molecule: messenger RNA, 1764 nt
Organism: Pocillopora verrucosa
Lineage: Eukaryota; Metazoa; Cnidaria; Anthozoa; Scleractinia; Pocilloporidae
Source: RefSeq, a predicted model, not a curated record
CCUGAUCACCGUUCUUGUCGAUCGGAAAAUCAAAAUACCAGCGUGAUAUUGCCGCGAAGAUGAAACAGUUAUGUUACUUGAUUCGUGCUUCAUAUUCGAGUCGAAGCUUGGGUGGCACAGGUUAUUUCUUGCGGUGGAAUCGACGAGGGGAAUUCAGAAAGUUGUAGUGUUUGAAUUGUUGGAAUAAAUGGUCGCAUGGGGAUGAUUUACCUGCUUGAUUUAUAUCGGUUACGCUUCAUGUUGACAAGUCCCUCAAAAUGACGGCCAAACUUGGAGAUUGCCGAAAAUUAGACAACGAAUAUCAUGGCGAGCGUUUGGUUCCUUACGGUUUUGUGUGCCAUUCAAUCUAUUGUCCUCACAGAUGCCACUCAAAAUGAAUACAGCGACAGAUCCGAAUCACUGUUGGCUUUCUUGAAACAUUUCAACCAUAGCAGACAUCACGUGACUAAUCCCGAAGGAAAGAAGAAAGCGCAGGAGUUCAUUCAUCAAACUUUCCAGGAUUUGGGCCUUGUCACGUGGCUUGAAAAAUUUGAACCAGAUUAUCCAAAGUACGCGACUGGAGAAAACAUAAUCGGAAUGCUCCCUGGCAAACUCGCUGGCUCGCCAAACGACAGGUUGUUUCUGAUCGGUGCUCAUUACGACACGAUGCGAACUACCUUACAUGGUAGUGACGAUAAUGGCUCAGGCGUGGCUGCUAUGCUUCAGGUUGCUAAGCAGCUCGCCAAAGAUUUCUCCAGCUGUACCCGUAGUUUCAGCGUCAUGUUCGUUGCAUUUGACUUUGAAGAAUGGGAAUUUGAUUGUUCCAACCAAAGCGUCGUGCCCGAAUGUGCUUGUGGCUCUAUCGACUGUGGAAGUCGCGCUUUUGUCGCAAAUUUCACCCAAUUUUACAACGGGUCCUUAAACUCAAACGGAAAGCUUCAGGGAGCGAUAAUCAUGGAUACAAUGUUCAAUUAUAACACUACGCCUCAUUCGCAGCUUCUCCCAUCUGGAGUAGAACGUCUCGCACCAGAAAUUUACCAUCAGAUCAAAGAGGACGAGUUUCGAGGGGAUUUCCUUUCCAUGGUUGGACGACAAGUGGAUGAUGCAGCGCUUCUGAACUCAUUCUGGUAUCAUUACAGUCAAGUGAAAUCUGCUCUCGGGGACAAAACUGCAAUGUAUCAAGUAAACCUUCCAUUUCAAGGACAGCCAUCAAAACUCCCCCCCUUUUGGCAAUAUUACCUGCUUGGGGAUUUCUUACGUAGUGAUCACGUGUCUUUUUGGGACCAUGAUCCGUCAAUGAGCGCCAUCUUCCUCAGUGACACAGCUGACCAAAGAAGCUACAUGAAAUCGUGUUACCACAAAAACUGUGACAGCCUGAGUCAUGUGACGUCUGAAAUGCUUCAGUUCCUACAGAAGACCACUGACACAAUUCUAGCCACAGUUAAUGACGUCACCAAGUUAUCGUGCAACGGCAUGACCAUCACGACUACCACUACCACUACAGCUUACGGUAUGAAAGGAUGGGAGAUUGGCCUUUUGGCAUUUGGAACGUUUUUGCUUGGCGCGUUAAUCGCUGGGGCAGCAUUUGUGUUUUACCUUCGCUGGUUCAAGAAAGACGCAUCAUUUGUCAGCCAAGAUCACUUGCAAUCAGGCUUCAAUACAAACGUCAUCUAACCCUUUAUCAUUGCACAAAGUUCACGAACGUGGCCGUCUCACAGGUUGCUAAUGGGGAGUCUUUUGCAGCACUAACUGAAGAAACUGGGCGCUCGUUUUUAAUCUUAAAAU